CUAACGAUGACUCGCUGGGGCAGUGGCGCCGGGCUCUUCCACCUCUAAGAGUCCGUGAAGUUUCUGGCAACCAGAAGUGUGGAGCGUGGCGGUGGGGUGGCAGCUCCCGGGCUGGGAGGCUGCUCCAGGAGGUGCCUGGAGUGCGGCUUCUGCCGAUGGCCCUUUGCAGGGGAGCCUCUCCCUUCUCCCCGCCCCCUCAGCCCCCGUCUUCACGGCUUGGCUGGGCUCCAAUUGGCACUGAAGGCAAAUGAAGCGAUUCUGCCUUCCCGCCCCAGCGCUGCCCGUGCCGCGUCCUCCUCCCCAAGUUGGCCAACUCUCACCUCUGCUCGGCGGUUGGAGGCCGGCGGGCCGGCGGGGAAAGCCCCGGGGCCGCCCCUGCUCACCUGGGGUAGUCCAAGGAGGAAGGGGUGUGGCAGGAGACUUAAACCCCGCGGCGGGGCAGGAUGAGAAGUCUUUGGGGCUCAGCCUGGCAGCCGCUCCGGGAGAGGCGCUCCCGGGAUUAGUCGGGAGCAGAGCCGCCGGGCAGGGGCGUCCGCAUGGAGGAGGAGCACCCCAAGAGGAGCCACUGGGCCCUGCUCAACCCCGGGGAGGACCAUGAACUGGAGGUAUUUGGCUACCAGACCCAGAAUGUCCGGAGAGCCCUCUGCCUUUUAGGGUCUGUCCUCUCCUGUGGCUUUCUGAUGCUGAUUUUCUACUGGCGUCCACAGUGGAAUGUAUGGGCACACUGUGCACCCUGUCCCUUGAGAGAAGCCGACGUCGUUUUGCUUCGGACAACAGAUGAAUUUCAGAAAUACACCAGGAAAAAAGUGAUCUGCCUGUACUUGUCAGUGCUGAAGAAUCCUAUCCAUUCAAACUCAGGAGAUGCUGUUGUUGGUGGUCGCCAUUCAGUCAUAAACAGAGCCGUGCUGAAGCCCGAGUUUAAAGUGCGCUGCAUCCAGGUACAGAAGAUCAGGUAUGUUUGGGACGACGUUGAGGAGCGAUUCCAGAAAGUUGGGCUGCUGGAGGACAGUAACUCCUGUUCUGACAUUCACCACACUUUCGGGUCUGGCCUGCAGAAGGAAGAGCAGGAGAUGAGGAGGUUGAUUUGUGGACCAAAUGCCAUUGAAGUUGAAAUUCAACCGAUUUGGAAACUGCUCGUUAAACAGGUUCUGAAUCCAUUUUAUGUGUUCCAAGCAUUUACCUUGACUCUGUGGCUGUCUCAGGGUUAUAUCGAGUAUUCCGUGGCUAUCAUCAUCCUGACGGUCAUCUCCAUCAUCUUAAGUGUCUACGAUCUCCGGCAGCAAUCUGUGAAUUUACACAACCUCGUGGAGGGCCACAACAAAAUUCAGGUCACAGUCCACACCAAGGAGGAAGGUGGCUGGGUAGCUCGGCCCCCUGUGAAACAGCAGGGCAUGGAGAUGGGUCCUCUUGAGGAGGGUUUCUGUGCCCUCCGCUGUUGCCCUAGUAAGAGCCUGGAACCCGAGCGGCUCCUGAAGCACUCACUGUCUUUGGGCCAGCCAUACGGAUGGGUCUGGACACAGACCCAGAGAGGAGCUAAUGGAGAACCGUCUUCUUUAGGGGAAAGUAUUCCAGUUACGAAGACCCCCUUACCGCAGGUGGAGAGUUCUAUGCCGUGGAAGACUCACAGCCUGGAGGAUUACCGGCGACACGUCCUCUUCUGUGGGACUGAGGUCAUCCAGACCAAGCCAGUGGGACCGGGGCCAGUCAGGGCCGUGGUGCUGCAGACAGGCUUCAACACCGCCAAAGGCGACUUGGUGCGAUCCAUCCUGUACCCGCGGCCCCUCAACUUCAAGCUCUACAGCGACGCCUUCAAGUUUAUCGUCUUCCUGGCUUUCCUGGGUGUCGUCGGCUUCUUCUACGCCUUCGGUGUCUACAUGUACCACGGGACUUCGGCCAGAGACACCGUGACCAUGUCCCUGCUCCUUCUCACCGUCUCCGUUCCUCCCGUGUUGCCGGCAGCCUUGACCACAGGCAUCUUCUAUGCUCAGAAGAGGCUGAAGAGGAAGAAGAUCUUUUGCAUCUCGCCUCAGAGAAUCAACAUGUGCGGCCAGAUCAACCUCGUGUGUUUCGACAAAACAGGCACGCUGACAGAGGAGGGCCUCGACCUGUGGGGGGCGGCCCCCGUGAUGAGAAACUGUUUCCAGGCGGUCCACAGCUUCACCUCUGGCAGUGCCCUGCCCUGGGGCCCCCUCUGUGGAGCCAUGGCCAGCUGCCACUCCCUCCUCGUGCUGGACGGGACCAUCCAAGGAGACCCUCUGGACGUCAAGAUGUUUGAAGGCACCGGCUGGAUCAUUGAAGAUUCCUCAGUGGAUUACAGUGGCUCUGGAAUACCAGCCUCCAGCGUAAUCGUUAAGCCUGGUCCGGGAGCAAGCCAAGCUCCAGCGAAAGCAGUGGCCAUUUUGCAUCAGUUUCCAUUUUCAUCGGGCUUGCAGAGGAUGUCGGUGAUUACGCAACAGCUUGGCAGUGACCACUUUGAUGCAUACAUGAAGGGAGCCCCCGAGAUGGUGGCCAGUUUUUGUAGAGCAGAAACAGUGCCCUCAGACUUCAAGAAGGAGCUGAAGCGUUACACCCUGCAAGGUUUCCGGGUCAUUGCCUUGGCUCACAAACCUCUACCGGCAGAGGGGCAUUCCGAGGUGGGCACUUAUGCCAGGGAAGAAGUCGAGUCAGAGCUAACGUUUCUAGGCCUUUUGAUCAUGGAAAAUCGCUUGAAAAAAGAGACCAAGCCAGUCUUAAGAGAGCUGAGCAGUGCUCGGAUCCGGACGGUCAUGAUCACAGGGGACAACCUUCAGACUGCCAUCACCGUUGCAAAGAAUUCGGAAAUGAUUCCUCCAGGUAACAAGGUGAUCGUGAUUGAGGCCAACGAGCCCGAAGGGAUGGCUCCUGCAUCUGUGACCUGGCAGCUGUUAGAGAGCAAAGAGCAAGAGCCCAGAAAGAAGGAAACCCGCCUCCACAUGGGAGACCCCGGCCUCCCCGAGGUGGGCCGAGCCGACGAUUACCACUUCGCCAUGAGCGGGAAAUCCUACCAAGUGGUCGCCCAGCACUUCAGCGACUUGCUUCCCAAAAUACUGCUGAAUGGAGCCAUCUUUGCCAGGAUGUCUCCCGGGCAGAAAUCAAGCCUCGUAGAAGAAUUCCAGAAACUCAACUACUACGUGGGCAUGUGUGGUGAUGGAGCGAAUGACUGCGGGGCGCUGAAGAUGGCCCACGCGGGCAUCUCGCUGUCUGAGCAGGAGGCGUCGGUGGCUUCUCCUUUCACCUCGAAAACCGCCAACAUCGAGUGUGUGCCGCACCUGAUCAGGGAAGGAAGAGCUGCUUUGGUGUCUUCCUUCGGAGUGUUCAAGUACCUUACCAUGUACGGAAUCAUUCAGUUCAUUGGUACAUCUCUGCUUUACUGGCAGUUACAACUUUUUGGGAACUACCAGUACCUCAUGCAGGACGUGGCCAUCACCCUGAUGGUCUGUCUAACAAUGAGCUCCACUCAUGCAUACCCCAAGCUGGCUCCAUACCGACCUGCUGGGCAGCUCAUCUCGCCCCCCCUGCUGCUUUCUGUCUUUCUGAACACCUGCUUUUCCGGUAUCGUGCAGAUCUGGGCUUUCCUCUUUGUGAAGCAGCAGCCUUGGUACUGUGAGGUAUAUCGGUACAGGCAGUGCUUCAUGGCCAACUGGAGUGAUUCCUUCUCCAACGCCAGUGUAGACAGCAACUUGACAAUGGGCAAUGGGACUCUGAUUCAGAAUUCCAUCCUGAGUUUUGAGAGCACCACCCUGUGGCCCAUUACCACAUUCAACUGCAUCAUGGUCGCCUUCAUCUUCUCAAAGGGGAAGCCUUUCCGAAAGCCUGUCUACACCAACUAUCUCUUUUCAUUCCUGCUCAUUUCUGCCCUUGGGGUUACUAUUUUCAUUAUGUUUGCUGACAUUCAAGUGAUAUAUAGUGGAAUGGAGUUCAUCCCAACAAUCAUGUCGUGGAGGAUUUCGGUUCUGGUGGCAUCACUCGUCCAGUUCUGUGUGGCGUAUUUUGUGGAGGAUGCCAUCCUUCAGAACCGAGAGCUCUGGCUUCUGAUCAAGAAGGAAUGGGGCGUGCGCUCGAAGAGUCAGUACAGGAAAUGGCAGAGGAAGCUAGCCCAGGACCCCAGCUGGCCCCCCAUGAAUAGGACAGAUUACUCGGAAGAAGGCAAAAACGGCUUCUAUAGCAAUCCUGCCCAUGAAAACAGUGAGCCCACCCCCAUUCAGAAGGCCACUGAAGUCGUCGGGCACGUCACCGAGCAGCAUUUCUGGACCCGGCUUUGAAGCCAAAACCUGACGUGAUUCGGGUCAGAGAUUGGCAGACUAUGGUGCUUGACCUGUGGACGAGAAGCAUCUGUCUUGAUGGCAAACAACCCGGAGGAGAAGGGAUGAGACUGACCUGCUCUUGGGCUUUCCUCAUCGGAGGCUCCGAAAGGACCUUCCCUGUCCCUCAGCCUCUUCCAACAGAAGAUGGGACAGACGCCGCUUGUGACCGUCCUCUAGCACAGAGAGCGAGUCUCUUGGAGUUCUUUUCUUACUUCUAAUAAAGUUUAUCCAGUGCUUGAGUAA
This is a messenger RNA of Monodelphis domestica (gray short-tailed opossum), 4565 nucleotides long. RefSeq names its product putative cation-transporting ATPase 13A5. The record is from RefSeq and is a predicted model, not a curated record. NCBI's taxonomy places the organism in Eukaryota, Metazoa, Chordata, Mammalia, Didelphimorphia, Didelphidae. Gene Ontology annotation, molecular function: polyamine transmembrane transporter activity; ATP hydrolysis activity; P-type transmembrane transporter activity. Gene Ontology annotation, biological process: polyamine transmembrane transport; intracellular calcium ion homeostasis. Gene Ontology annotation, cellular component: late endosome membrane.